Scheffersomyces amazonensis is the source of this 2592-nucleotide messenger RNA. RefSeq names its product ubiquitin-specific protease (gene UBP13). Gene Ontology annotation, cellular component: cytosol; nucleus. The coding region runs from base 96 to 2456 and encodes 786 amino acids. The transcript has a single exon. The record is from RefSeq and is a predicted model, not a curated record. Gene Ontology annotation, biological process: protein deubiquitination. NCBI's taxonomy places the organism in Eukaryota, Fungi, Ascomycota, Pichiomycetes, Serinales, Debaryomycetaceae. Gene Ontology annotation, molecular function: cysteine-type deubiquitinase activity.
CACCAAAAUAUUAUUAUUCUUUUUAUAAAUAUUGUUAAUAACUUCAUAAUAGAAUUGUACAUUAUAGAAUUAAAUACAAUAAGUAAUUUCUAGAUAUGACAAAGAAUUCUAUAUCGCAACCCAAUUACCAUGUGCCAGCAAAUGGUACAAAGUCCUCCGUUCAACUUCCUUAUGGGGAUGGAUCUAAUAAGAUAUUUGGAAUGGAGAAUUUUGGUAAUACAUGUUAUUGUAAUUCUAUUUUACAAUGUUUAUUCUAUACUGAGAAUUUCAGAGUCAAUCUAGUUAAACAUAAUUUAACAGUUCAUGAUCAAAAAUUGGUUGUUAAUGGUGUUAAAGCUCAUGGAUUUACUACAAAAUAUGAACAAUUGGUAUCUAAAAAGACUAGAGAACAGGGUAAGAAUCCUGUUCCAGUAUCAAAUUCAAAUUCAAUUGCUGCUUCCAUUAAUGGUAAUAAUACAGGAAUUAUAAACAGUGCAUCAAAUGGUGGAAUGUCCACAACUAAUAGUUCUUCAACCUUUGAUACUAAUGAUAAACCAAAAUCAUCAAAGAAAGGUACGUUAUUCGGAUUAAAAUUCAAUAGUUUAACUCUGGGAUCUUCUCAUAAUUUAAAUUCUCAUAAUGGUACUCAUAAUCCUAAUGAUGAUUUAAAAAAAUACGCAGGUUAUAUAAUUGAAGCAAAGAAUUGUGAAGCAUUAUCACUUGAUCAAAGAUUAAAAAUAUUGAAAAACCCUGAUUUCCAACAGUUGAAUGUUAUGAUUACGAGACCAUCACAUCAUCUUGCAAACCCAGGUCAACGACUCGACUAUUCUCAAUCGUCUUCAAUGUUAUUAAAUAAUGAUCAAGGUAAUCCACAACAGACUCAAGCACAACAGCAACCACAACAUUUACAAGAAAAUGCAAUCAGUUCUUCCUCAGCUUGUAUUAUAGUAGGUAUUCCUCAUCCUGAAUCAUUUCUUGUGAAUCCAAUUAAUCCAUUCAAUCCAAAUCCUUCAUCCGAUCAAAGGAAACGUUCAUCAUUAAUUAAUGGUCCUAUAAUUAAUUUAGAUACAUCCUUACAAUUACCUAGUGAAUAUUCGGAUGAUAGUGCAUUAUUAUAUGCUUUGAAAGAUAUGUUUGAAAGUAUGAUUGAAAAUAAAUCAAUUAUUGGUGUAGUAUCACCAACAUAUUUUAUACUGAAAUUAAAGGAAAAGAAUUAUCUUUUUCGUCAAAAUAAUAUGCAUCAUGAUGCUCAUGAGUUUUUCAAUUAUUUAAUUAAUGAAAUUAUAGAAUGUUUAAAUAAAGAAAUUGGAGUUGAAAAUAAUUGGUGUAAUGAUAUUUUUCAAGGUUUAAUUACUAAUGAGACCAAGUGCCUCAGUUGUGAAACAAUAACUUCAAAACAUGAAUUUUUCCUUGAUUUAUCUAUUGAUAUUCCACCAGGUGAAAGUUCAUACUCCUUAAGUUAUUCCCUAAAUAAUUUCUCCAAACUGGAAACGUUAACAAAUCAAAAUAAAUUUUAUUGUAAUACUUGCUCAUCAUUACAAGAAGCUAUCAAAACUAUAAAAUUAAAGAAAUUACCUGAAGUGUUGGUCAUAAACUUUAAGAGAUUCAAAUACGAUGAAAAAGUGGAUAAAAUGGUAAAAUUAUUUGAUUCUAUUAGUUAUCCAUUCAAAUUAAGAUUAUUCAAUACUACAGAUGAUGAAAAGGACUUUUCACUCUAUGAAUUAUAUGCUUUAGUUAUUCAUAUUGGAGGAGGGCCAAUGCAUGGCCAUUAUGUUGCCAUAUGUAAGAUUAAGGCUGGUUUAUGGUUAUUGUUUGAUGAUGAAACUGUCGAGUUGGUAGAAGAUUCAUACGUCAUGAGAUUCUUUGGUAAUGGUCCAGGAUUGGCUAGUGCUUAUAUUCUCUUUUAUACAAAAUGUACUCAAAAACCUACUGAUGUUGAAGAAUAUGAUGAUUUUAUAAAUUUUGGAUUUAAUACUGAUAACAUUUAUCAUGGUGAUGAUUAUUCAUUAGUUGAUAAUGCAACUUCUAUUAGUGAUACAUCUAAUGCUAAGAAAUCAUCAAUUCAUAAUCAUACUGACUUUUCCUCUAAUGAAGGUUUUAAAUCAGAAACUUCAUCAAUCAGUUCCAAUGAUGUACAAACCAGGAAGCCAAGUGCAAGUAGUGUUAGUGGAGGUGGUCUUACAGGAGGUUUAUUUAAGAAAAACUUUAAACUUGAUGGACCAGCAAGUACAAUUUCCAAUGGUUCAAAUCUUAAUAAUAACUCUGUACAUCAGAAUACCAAUCCUUCAAAUGGUAUAAAGGAAGAACAUUUAUCUAGAACUGAAAGUACUAAAGAAACCAAAGAAAAGAAAACUUGGGUAGGAGGCUUAAAAAGACGUGAAAGUAAAGUAGAAUCCAACGUGGAACGUAAAGCCAGUAGUGGAAGUGUAAGCUCUGGAGAAAAGAAGAAGAGUUUAUUUGGAUUUAAAAGAAAGUAAAUGAAUGAAUGAAUGAAUAAAUAAAUAAAUAAAUAAAUAUAGUUGCAAAUUUGGAUAUUAUUAGCCGGGGUUUGGGCACGUGACAUUGCAGCAUCAUGCGGCUCGGGAAAAAAGUUGGAAUGAAUCGCUUCGGACU